CAGACGCUUAUGAAGCGUUAGUGUGUCUCACUUCUGCAAUUCUUUUGUGUUUAAGCGGCUUUUAUGGUUUAUUCCUGUUUGUGCGCUGGAUUUGUGUGGUGGCGCGGGGGGAGAGACUUAAAGCUCGAGAUAAGACUUAUAGUUACACACGAGGAGGUUAAUAACGCACGAGGAGGUUAAUAACGCACGAGGAGGUUAAUAACGCACGAGGAGGUUAAUAACGCACGAGGAGGUUAAUAACGCACGAGGAGGUUAAUAACGCACGAGGAGAUGAUCUCAGAAAAGCCACCAUUGCCAGGAGAUGGAGCUGAGGUGGGGCCUGUGGCAGUUCCUGAAGCCCCAUUAGUCCGUGUACGUGAUGGGUGGGACAGUAAGGUGGAGUAUUUCCUGGCUCAGGUGGGAUUCAGUGUUGGACUUGGAAAUGUAUGGAGAUUCCCCUACUUGUGUCACCAGAAUGGAGGAGGAUCAUUCUUGUUGCUCUAUGUUCUAUUGAUGCUGGUGGUUGGUGUGCCAUUGUUUUUCCUGGAGUUAGCAGUGGGUCAGAGUAUCAGACAAGGUAGCAUUGGCGUCUGGAGACACAUCUCACCAAAACUUGUCGGGAUUGGCUACUCCAGUUGCGUGGUGUGUUUCUUUGUGGCUCUGUAUUAUAACGUAAUCAUCGGCUGGAGUAUUUUCUAUCUUUUAAAAUCAUUCCAGAGUCCGUUACCAUGGGAGAACUGCCCUAAAGAGGGGAACAUCACAGAAUCAGAAUGUGCUGCGAGUUCUCCUACAUCAUACUUCUGGUACCGUAAAGCUCUGGAUAUUACAGACUCAAUCAAUGAGACAGGAGACUUUAACUUGGUCAUCACUGGUUGUCUUGCUCUCGCCUGGACCAUUGUCUGUCUCGCCAUGUUCAAGGGCAUCAAGUCUUCUGGCAAGGUGAUGUAUUUCUCCUCCGUGUUCCCAUAUGUGGUUCUGCUGUGUUUCCUAAUUCGAGGUCUAACUCUGGACGGAGCAGCAGAGGGACUCAAGUAUAUGUUCAGUCCGAAGUUGGAGAUCUGGGGUGACGUACAGGUGUGGCGGCAGGCCUUCACUCAGGUGUUCUUUGCUCUGGGUUUGGGGUUUGGCUCCAUCAUAGCGUACUCCUCCUACAACCAGUGCAAUAAUAACUGUCACCGUGACGCCUUCACUGUCUCCACCAUCAACUUACUUACCUCAAUCCUUGCCUCGCUCGUCGUCUUCUCUGUGUUGGGCUUCAGGGCCAAGACCUUUACCAAGACUUGCAUCUCAGAGAAUCUGAAGCUGUUAUCUGAAGCAGUCUCAUCUACUGUUACUCCACAACCUCUUCUCAUUAACAUAACGGAGGUGGAGUCUGUUUCUGUGGAGAUGUAUAAACACUGGUACGAAGGGCAGGGGAUUCAGCUGAAUCUCAUCGGUUACAACAUCAGCAAUUGCAGCCUGGAGGAUGCCAUGAACAAAGGAGUGGAAGGGACAGGUCUGGCAUUUAUUGCCUUCACAGAGGCAAUGACUCUGUUUCCAUUAAGUCCGUUCUGGUCAGCAUUGUUCUUCCUCAUGCUUCUCAACCUGGGACUGUCCACCAUGUUCGGUACAAUGGAGGGGAUCCUCACUCCCCUGUCUGAUACAUUCUCCUCACUCAGGAACCACAAACUCGUCUUCACAAUGUGUAGCUGUGUGUUGGCAUUUGUGAUCGGUCUGUUGUUCACUCAGCGCUGUGGGAAUUACUUCGUGGUAAUGUUUGACGAUUACUCUGCCACACUGCCACUCAUCAUUGUUGUUGUUUUCCAAACCAUCAGCGUUGCCUGGGUAUAUGGAGCAGACAGGUUCCUGCAGGAUAUCAGACAGAUGCUUGGACGGCCAGUGUGUGUGAUGUACAAGUUUCUGUGGAAGUACGUGUGUCUGUUGGCCAUGCUGACUCUGCUAGCAGCAAGUUUACUGAACAUGUGUCUCAAACGUCCACAAUACACAGCCUGGAACCAGCAGACGGCAUCAGAGGUACAGUUGCCAUAUCCUGAUUGGGCAUUAGCCAUGCUCUCAUCACUCAUCAUCAUAGCAGUACUUCCUGUACCUCUGGGUUAUGCCCACUUUAUGUUACGUCAGCGUUUUAACCGGCCCCCCGUCGACAAUGAAGCAGGAUACACCCCAUGCAGCACCACUGACACGGACUCUACCCCUCUAAGCACACCGCUGAACAUGGACAUGAAUCCUGCCUCCCUAGUGGCUGAGGAGGGCUACAGGCUCCUCCCACAGACAGGGGAGGAGGAAGGGGAGGAGUCUACAAGAGUAUGAUCUGGAAAGGACAUUGCUGGUGAUAAGUUACAUACAGAACAAAUUCACACACAAACCUGUUGCUUUAAACUCUGUACAAUUUGAUAUGUCUAAUUGAAUAUGCUAAUUAGCUAAUAUUAGCAUUGCUUAGUUAGCAUUGCAUUUACAAAGCUUUGUCUUUGUGCCUGUUAUUAGAGACACUGCCAUAUUGUCUACUCCGUGCCAUAAAUGUGUCAUUGAUUAAUUUUACUGUCAUUAGAACUCUCACAUCUCCAAACUUUUAUCACCAUCUACUUUUCAAACUCCAGAUGUAUAAUACAGGUCUAGUUGUUUUUUUAUUAUACAGGUCAUUUCAUCUGAGUAACAUGUGACUAAAAUUCUCGUCCCUCAUUAGAAUAUGGUCAGGAACACAGUCCACCCUGGGGUAGUGUGAUGGGGUCAAACCAAGCAGUGGCUUUGUUGGAUAAUUACUUUACUUUCAGUACUUUUUUGUGAGCAAGCAAAAGAAGGUAAAGUUUGAAAUCGUUCACACACUUUUGAACAUCUGGAAGAUUUGUCACAUUAACUACAUGUACAUUGGAGAAAAACAUGCCUGUACUGUAUAUAUGUACCACAUCAGUCUGAGGUUUUUAACUAUUCCAUGCACAGUGAUGUAAAACAGCCUGAGCUCUUAAAAUGUUUCACAUUCAUCAGACUUUCUGUAGAUUUGAUGAUGACAUAAGAGGAAAACUGGUGUUAACCAGGACAUGAAUCAGUGCCUUCCUGUGAUUCCUGUAAAAUCUCAAAAUAUAAAAUCCUUUUUUUUUAUAGUUGGAGCGAUAGUUAAUUUGUAAACUGAAUGAUGUGAGUUUGUCUCACGAGCUGUGUGUGAAUCACUAAACCUCACGUCACAACCUUUAGUUUAGAAACCUGCUGUAAGUCUAACAACUAUUUAUUAUACAAACUCUAAGGACUAUCAGUGUAAAUGUUCUCAGCUGAAAUGCCAUGACACAAUGCAUAUGGAUGUCUAAUGGAAUGUAAAAUAUUAUACCACACACACUUAAUAACAGUUAGUUCAUUAAUUAAAACUUUUUUAAACAUCUCAAAAGCACAAUGUUGUAAAUGUGAUUAGUUUUCAGUGAUGGUGAGGUUAAAGACUAUAAAGGAGAGAAAGAGCUAAAUCGUGGCUCCUGAUUGGUCAGCUGCUCUAACAGUCAUUAUGACAUGAGUCUGGAUUUCAGAUUUCAGUUUAUUAAGAAAGAUAUCAUGUAUUUAUUUAUACAGUUAAACAGAACCAGCAAUACAGUUACAGAAGUUAAUUGACUUUCUGUAACAGCAGUUACAGAAAGUCAAUUAAAAUGAAACCAGGUCACAGACAAAACACACACACACACACACACACACUGUUUUCAUUGCACUAUUUUAAUAUAAACAUUUGACAAUAUCUUUUGUAUUUUAAAUCAAAAAGGCUUUUUGUGUUUUAUAGCUUUGUACAUUUUCAUAAAGUUUUAUAUUUGUGUGUUUGUCUGUGUGUGUCUGUGUGUGUUUGUGUGUCUGUGUGUGUUUGUCUGUGUGUCUGGGUCUGUGUGUCUGGGUGGGUGUGUGUGUGUCUGGGUGGGUGUGUGUGUGUCUGGGUGGGUGUGUGUCUGUGUGUGUGUGUGUGUGUGUGUCUGGGUGUGAUUCCUCUGGAGUGUUUCCUUAACUUUGUUUUACUAAAAAAGUGUCAGUGUUUGUUUUUAAUUCUGUAAUGUGAUGAAGUGCCUUUAAAAUGCGCAGGUCAUUGUUAUAUUUUGUUUAUAUUAAAUUUGUUUAAUAUUAAA
Molecule: messenger RNA, 4064 nt
Organism: Tachysurus vachellii
Lineage: Eukaryota; Metazoa; Chordata; Actinopteri; Siluriformes; Bagridae
Gene: slc6a16b
Product: solute carrier family 6 member 16b
Exons: 12
Coding region: 271-2286 (671 amino acids)
Biological process (GO): sodium ion transmembrane transport
Cellular component (GO): membrane
Source: RefSeq, a predicted model, not a curated record